CUAUUUAAAAAUCAUACCAGGUUUUAGAUUCUUCCUCAGAGUAUGAUUUUGUCCAUAAUCCCUCAAGGGCCAAUAGUGCCUCUCAGAUGUUAAAAUCCAAUAGCAUUAAGAACAAUGUGGUAGUGGCGAAUGUCAGUCCUUAAAAUGUGUUGUAAGGAAUAGCUAGAUAAAAAAGUAGGCUAUGGCUAAAAGUCUGUGACCUAUGCUGGAUAACCUGAAUGAAAUGGGGCAGUUUAGAUUUAAGUAUGGUUCUCAAUAUUUGCUAACAGCAUGGCACUCCCUAUAUAUAUGUGUGCAAAAUAAUCCUGAUUUAUCCAUUACAUAGCCUGCAAUUUUCUUGUCAGUCUGACCCAUUUUAAAGUCACUUAACACAACAUGAAUCAGCUUCCAGUGUAACUCUGUUACAGGCUUUCAUUGAAGUUUAUCCUAUAUUUCUUUUUAAGCUUUUAGAUGCCCCCCACCCCCCUCUGUACAGACUGGUACAGAGGUUGUUCAAAACAAAUCUAUGCUGGGAAUCCACAUAAAACAAAGAAUUUCAGGUUUUUCUGGCUUCUCUUAACUGCUGUACUGUGGUGGUUUCCAGGCAACAGGGCUCAAAGGACUCCUGUUGGAUAUAACAGAACAAAAGAGCAUUAUAUUUUACUAGAACUGUUGUGCUGGACUAAUUUUGCAUGGAACAAUUGACAGUUGGGCUCGAACCAUUGGCGAGGCUACAUAAGGGUCAGGUUGGCACUGGUCCACCCAUUUACAUUGCCUGCGAUAAUAUCAUAAUUGUUGUUUUAACAAUGUGCAAUUUGACGUUAUCGAGUCAAAAUAUUUUCAAUUUAGGCAUUUUUUCAACUCAUAUUUUUGGCCUUUUUCUUUUUCAGCCAAAAGCCAAAGGCACUGAGGUCCACUCCACUUGAAAAUAUCAGGUCUCGCCACUGGUUCAAACAGAAUAUGCAUUUAUAUCUUUCCCUCUCCCUCAGCUUCUGUUUGUGGUGAUUUGUGGCCUUGGUUGAAUAGACUGAACUUGACAAGUCAGUUUGUCUAAGAUUCUUUGUGCAAGCAGAAUUACUUCAGCCUUCGGCUUUUGUUCUCUGCAGACAAAAGCACAAAUGUGUUGACAAUUUUAUGACAGGAUACCCAUCCUUGUUUGGUUUGGUGUCACCAGUAGUGAGCUUCAUACCAUCAUAGCUACAAUUGUCUUUUGUAUUUUGUAGAAGAGCUUCCCUACUGUUUACUAGACCUCUGGUUUGUGUAAAUUCUCUGACACAGACAAGGCAGAGUGAAUUGGCAUUGUUGUUUUUCAGAUCUAGUACAUGAAUUCACAAAUCUUUCAAAUGUCUAAAAUGUGUGAAAUCAAACAAGAUAAUAGAGUUUAGUUUAACUGGUAGAGAAAGGCAAGUUCAGUAGGAAUCUGCAAAAUAGACACAUUAAACGCAUAAAACAGAAUACAACAAAUAAUGUCCAUUUCCUUUCAGAAAUGUUUGGAAUUGGUGAGUAUGUCCUUUUCAAAGAUUUGAAUUAUGAAAGAAAGAAUCUACUUAAACUCCCACUUAAAUGAAUUUAUAAAUUGCCUAUAGUAUCUUCAUUCUGUUUCAUUAUAAUUUGUAUAUUUGUUACAUAUUGAAUGUGGGUGCACAAUUUUAGGUGUAAAGUCUGAGAGUGCUAAAAAUCCAACAGCUUCCAAUAAACCUUUAGAUUAAAAGGUCAUUCUGGUCCUUGAGGGAAACAUCAUUGUCAAUGGAGGAGCUUUUCUCCUUCAGCUGAAUCACAAGUGGCUGUAAAAUCUUUUUUUCUGCUGAUGCUCCUUGUAACCUGCAGAAAAAUGAGACAAACACAUGCACAAAAUAUUUAAGUAUUCUGUUGUCAAAUUGGAUCCUUAAUGUGAGUAGACUGAAAAACUGUCACAUAGAAAAUAUCUAGGUAUAAAAUUUAGUUCAUUUAUGUAACGUUAGAUGCUUACUAUGCAAUCUUCUGUUCAACACGCCCCUUUCCUGUGUGAAGUUAAUGAGUACCCACAGUACCACAUUUGUCAAAAAGACCACCCCUCCAUCCCUUCUAUAAAUACCCUGAUCUUAGUCUUUAACGGCAGAGGACACAUAAUGUCUGAAAUAUCCUACAGGACCUUUGCUGGUUUUCUAAUCUUGUUGGGUUGUCUUGGAAUGACCUUUGCUGUUUAUUCUAGUGAUGCAAAAUGUGGAUCUACUAAGGUAAGAGGCAUCCUUGAGCGUUCUUUGAGGGUUAUUGGAGGAUCAGAGGCCAGGCGAGGUUCCCAUCCAUGGUUGGUGUCUCUUAGGAUCAGAGGAUCGCAUUUCUGUGCUGCAGCGAUCUUGACAGACCACUGGCUUUUGACUGCUGCUCAUUGCUUUGCAAGUGUAUCCAAGGACUUCCUGCACAAAAUUGAGGCUGUAGCAGGUGAUUUCAACCAAAGAGAAGUUGACAGAGGCGAGCAGAACUUCCAGGUAAAAACUGUAAAGUUCCAUGAAAAGUAUCAACGCUCCUCUCCCAUGAGUUACGACAUCGCUCUGCUUGAGAUCAAAGGACGCAUUCUCUUUGGUGAUUUUAUUAAGCCUGUCUGCCUGCCUUACCCUGGUGAGAGGUUUCCACCCAAGACCAUGUGUGUUGUUGGUGGAUGGGGUCGUAUUACUGAGAAAGGGCCACUUUCUUCGGUUCUUCAGGAGGUGCAACUGAACCUGUUAGAGCAAAGCAAUUGCAAACAUGUCCUACAAACACUUAGACCUGGACAGAAGAUCUUUACAGUCCUGUGUGCUGGCCGAGAGAAUGGUGGGAGAGAUGCCUGCCAAGGGGAUUCUGGGGGUCCCCUCCUCUGCCCCAGAGCAGAUGGAUGCUGGGUGGCUGUGGGAGUCACAUCAUGGGGUAAGGGUUGUGGUCGAAGCUGGAAUAACAACAAGAUCAAACCCUCAUCCAGAAGAGGCUCACCUGGAGUAUUCACUGAUGUCUUAUUGUUCCUGUCAUGGAUCAAGUCUAAUCUUAGAAAAGAACUCAACAUAGGUGCAGACAGGUCCCUGUGCAGUGUACAUGAUGGAGUUGUACCUGGAAGUGAAGGCAUCAUCAAAAAUCCAGCUCACCCAGGUCAAAGCUACAACAACAAUGAGAUGUGUCUGUGGUCCAUUCAAGUUGCCGCUGGAGAACAUAUUCUACUGGAGUUCAUAGAGUUUGACCUGGAGAAUGAUACACAGUGCUACAGCGAUCACCUGACUGUGUACGUGGAUGAAGACAGGCGAAUAGGUCGAUUCUGUGGAGGUCAACCUCCACCUCCGGUUCUUAUUGGUGGUUCCCACAGUAUCACAGUGCAGUUUGUGUCUGAUGUAAGCAGCACAGGUGCAGGAUUUGCCAUCCAAUUCCAUGGUGUUGACAAGGACUACCGUUUUGGUGAGUUGAAUCUGUCCGACUGGUUUCUCUUGUUGUUGUGCACCCAACUCUGA
Cyprinus carpio (common carp) is the source of this 3431-nucleotide messenger RNA. RefSeq names its product ovochymase 2. Gene Ontology annotation, molecular function: serine-type endopeptidase activity. Gene Ontology annotation, biological process: proteolysis. NCBI's taxonomy places the organism in Eukaryota, Metazoa, Chordata, Actinopteri, Cypriniformes, Cyprinidae. The record is from RefSeq and is a predicted model, not a curated record.